UCAUGAUUUAUGGAGCUAAAACUGCAUGUGUGUACACAUGAGGAUGUGCUACACAGAAAGCUCCAUUUCACAAUGUUCUAAACAAGUUAGACUGUAACUAUCAACGACACGUUUUACAUUCAUCGUAGUAUGCGAUGUCAUAGUAGUACGGUCGUAGCAGUACAUGAGAAAGCGGACACGGAAACAUGAUGAUAGUACUCAAACACAGGAGAACUGUUUUAUUGUUAUUGAUUGUGAUUGUAAUUGUGGUUUGCUGUUGCCUUCUUCAAUUGGUAUUAGCUACAUGUAAUACUACGCGCACGCUACAGUCGUUGAGUGUCGGUCCAAAAAAAAUGAAAAUUAUUUCGUCGUCUGUGACCCACACACGUGAGUGGUAUAAACAAAAUUGUUUACAUUUUAAACUAGAUGAAGUUUUAUCAAUUGAGUACUUACAUGUGAUGAUGAAGAGAUGGCAGUUAUCUACUAAUAAAGACUGUAUAUAUGUUUAUAACAAGUUUGUUGAUAUUUAUAAUAUUACUUGGAGUUCUGGAAAAGUUGUUAUAUCAAAUACGUUCAAGCCAAAAGUUCUGAAAUGGUUGAAUAAUAAUAGAAGUCUUUAUGCUGAGGUUCUUGACCAGCAUAUUAUAUCUAUUUUUAACAAAUAUACACAUGAGAACACAAUAUUCAAUCCAGUGCGAGCGAAGAGACCCGGUGUAUCAGGUGAUAAAGACGUCAAAAGAUAUGUGGACGAUUUAAUAAAUAGCUCAAAACAGGACUGUGAUUUCUGUGCCUACAAAACUAAAACAGCUGAAGAUAGUAUGGGACGUAUUGAAUCAAAGCAUUCUGUGACUGCAGCAAAUACAUUUAAGUUUGAUGCUCAUCAUGAGUUGAUAUUGAUCAAACAACAUAACUGUAUCACUUUCACUGAAGAACAAUUUUUAGAUGCUAUGAACACUGCUAAAAAAUGGUUCAACAAAGUUUAUGAAAAAGAUAAAAGUUGCAAAUACCCCCAAGUGUCAUGGGAUAAUUUACCAAAAGCAAGUGCUAGUCAAAUUCAUCCACAUGCCCAGGCAACUCUCAGACCUGCUAGAUACCAUGGUCUAAUGGAACACCUGAAAUUAUCUGCUAUGGCAUACAGAGAGCAUACAGGAAGCAACUUUUUUACUGAUUUAAUUCAGAUCCAUACUGUGUUAGGUCUAACUACAACCUAUGGCAAUGCAACAGCUCUGGCAUACCUCACUCCAAAGAAAGACCAUGAAAUAUUUAUUAUUAGUCAACAUGCUGACGAGGCUUUCUUCAGAUUAUUGUAUUACACUAUUAAAGCAUUUAUGGACGAUUUACAACUUUACGCCUGGAGUUUUUUCAUGAUACUUCCAGAAAUGGGAUCAUUUGGAACCAAACAGUUGAUGCCAGCUAUUGUACGAAUAAUUAGUAGAGGUCCUGCCAAUGUGGCUAGAAAUGAUAUUAGCUCUUUGGAACUUUUCGGGGCAUCAAAUGUAAAUAUUGAUCCAUUUAGCAUUAUUGCUCACAUAGAGGAAUCUGUCACUAAACGAGGUUGGAGAUGACUGAAGCAAGGAUAGAAGAUCAAGGGACAC
Messenger RNA from Saccoglossus kowalevskii, 1574 nucleotides. RefSeq lists its product as uncharacterized. The record is from RefSeq and is a predicted model, not a curated record. Lineage: Eukaryota; Metazoa; Hemichordata; Enteropneusta; Harrimaniidae.